This is a messenger RNA of Pelecanus crispus (Dalmatian pelican), 564 nucleotides long. NCBI's taxonomy places the organism in Eukaryota, Metazoa, Chordata, Aves, Pelecaniformes, Pelecanidae. The record is from RefSeq and is a predicted model, not a curated record.
AUGGUGAAGGAGCAGGUGAAGACAUGCAGGAAGGCCUGGGAAGGGUGUGAGGAAGAGGAGGAAAGUGGUGAAGGCAACCCACAGGCUGGGUCCCAUUGUCACGUGCAAGCAGCCUUCCACUGUCGGACACGUGAAAACAUCUCCGUUGAGCAGAGAUCAUGGCAGGAGCUGCAGCUCUACUACAUUCCUGAGAGGGAUGGGAUGUUCCACCGCGGCACAGGGCUGAACCUGACCAGCGGGCAGUACACGGCACCCAUUGCGGGGUACUACACCUUUACCGCCACACUUCACAUCGUGCGCAGAGAGCAGCGGAGGAAGGGGCAACCGUGCAGGGAGAAUCGUCUGCGGGUGCUGAUUUGUGUGCAGUCCCACUGCCAGCACAACAGCAAUUUGGAGACCAUAUCCCAGCUGGAGAGUGGUGGUGACCUUUUCACCAUCUCCGUCGCAGGAGUCCUUUACCUGCAGGCUGGGCAGUAUGCCUCUGUUUUCGUGGACAACGCUGCAGGCUCUCCCCUCACCAUUCAAAGCGGCUCUGAUUUCAGCGCCAUUCUGCUGGGGGUGUGA